AUGGACACGUUAUAUAAUCAACCAGUAGUAGUUGAUAAUGGAUCUGGAAACUUAAAAGCUGGUUUUGCUGGUGAAGAAAAACCGAAAACAUAUGCAUCAGCAAUUAUUGGAAGACCAAAAUAUCAAAAAUUAAUGGCAGGUUCUUUAAUUUCAUCAACAAAAGGAUCAAUUUCAUCAUCAUCAGAUUCAGAUAUUUUCAUUGGAGAUGCUGCCCAAAAUAAUAGAGGUCUACUAAGAUUAUCAUAUCCCAUAGAAAAUGGAAUUGUCACAAAUUGGUCAGAUAUGGAAAAAUUAUGGUAUCAUAUGUUUGAACAAGAUUUAAAAAUCCAACCUUCUGAACAUCCUUUACUAAUAACUGAAGCUCCAUUAAAUCCAAAAUCAAAUAGAGAUAAAAUGUGUCAGAUUAUGUUUGAACAGUUUAACAUUCCGUGUUUGUAUUUAUCAAUUCAAGCUGUUCUAGCAUUAUAUGCAUCAGGAAGAACUACAGGAGUUGUAAUAGAUAGUGGAGAUGGAGUUAGCCAUGUUGUUCCUGUAUAUGAAGGGUUUUCACUACCUUCCUCCAUAAAAAGAAUUGAUAUUGCAGGUAGAGAUGUCACAUCAAAUUUGUCUUUCAACAUACGGCGAGUUUCAGGAGUUGCAUUGCAAAGUAGUUCAGAAAUGGAAAUUGUUAGAUUAGUUAAAGAACAAUGUUGUUUUAUAUCAAAAGAUCCAAUAAAAGAUGAAAAACUAUAUGGAGCUCAUUAUUUGAGAAAAAGCAAUGGUAAAAGUGAAAUUUUUGCAAGUUAUAAAUUACCUGAUGGUCAUGAAUUGAAAUUAGGUGUGGAAAGAUUUAGAGCCCCAGAAAUUUUAUUUAAUCCACAAUUGAUUGGAGAUGAAAGUCAAGGCAUUCAUGAAUUAACUUCAUUAGCUAUAGCUAAAACAGAUCUUGAUUUGAGACCAAUAUUAUAUCAAAACAUAUUACUAUCAGGUGGUAAUACUCUACUAAAGAAUUUCGGAGAUAGACUUCUAAAAGAAUUAAAAGAUUUACAAGAUACCAAUGAAUCAAGUAAAUCUAUAUGGAACACUAGCAACAAUGACACUUAUAACACCAAAAUGAAAGUUAAAAUCUACGCACCACCAGAAAGAAAAUAUUCAACAUGGAUUGGAGGUUCAAUUUUAGCAGGUUUAUCUACAUUUAAAAAAAUGUGGGUAACUUCAGCAGAAUAUCGUGAAAAUCCUGAGAUAAUACAUAAGAAAUGUUUAUAG
Molecule: messenger RNA, 1245 nt
Organism: Lodderomyces jiufengensis
Lineage: Eukaryota; Fungi; Ascomycota; Pichiomycetes; Serinales; Debaryomycetaceae
Gene: ARP1
Product: actin-related protein 1
Exons: 1
Coding region: 1-1245 (414 amino acids)
Source: RefSeq, a predicted model, not a curated record